AAAAUUUUGAAUAAACAUUAUGGUUUUAUUGAUGUAAUAAUUAAAAUAGAUAGUCAAAUAAAUGUUUUGACUAUGAUGAUAGAAUAAUUUUUAAAAGGAAGCAAAUUAAAAACUAGCUUUCACUGGUAAAAGUUAGUUAAGGUAGUUGAGCUUCAAAAGUCAAAAUCAAAACCAACUUCCACAAGCUACCUUAUUAGCCCUUCUCUAUCUCAUGUAUAUAUCAUUUACACAAAGUAACCAUAAAAACAUUACCAUUUCAUUUCCACAAAACAAAAAUUCUAUUUAUUUUCUUGACCAGAGGAAAAAAAGAGAUUCAGUUUGCCUAAACCCCUAAAACACACAGCAAAAUGGAUCCCAGAUUUUGCCUGAUCUCAGCUCUAAUCUUCUUGUCUCUACUUUCAAACUCUCCCAUAUUGAUUCUUGCUCAAAUCAGUACUCCGUGUUCACCAACCAUGCUCUCAAGCGUUACGGGGUGCAUGAGUUUUCUAACGGGAGGUGGUAGUUCUCCGACUUCUGAUUGUUGUGAGGCUCUUAAAUCGUUAACCGGAACCGGUUUGGACUGUUUGUGUCUAAUUGUAACCGCAAGUGUGCCCAUUAAUAUUCCUAUUAACCGAACUCUGGCCAUCUCUCUUCCUCGUGCAUGUGGCAUGCCUGGUGUCCCCGUUAAAUGCAAAGCUUCUGCAGCACCUCUUCCUGCUCCAGGCCCUGUGUCUCUCGGUCCAACCACUCCUACAGAAACGCAAUCUCCUCAAGGCUCAGCUUCUUUCGGUCCUACCACUUCUCCAUCAAGUUCGAUAACUCCUGAUGACCAGAAUAUUCCCGCAUCGGACAAGGGAGAAAACCCGACAGCCUCAACUCCUUCAGCCUCGUCGCCUUCCUCUUCGCACUCUAUCAAGCUUCCGCUUCUUCUACUUACUUUUUUCGCCUUUCAGAUUAUCAGUUUACUCUUAAGUUAAGCCCAAUUACAUAUAUCAUAAUAUCUGGAUCAUUACUUUCAUAUUGAUCUGAUUCUGGUUAAAUACUGUUCUAAAUUUAUUUGAAUUUGAUGCUUGCAUGUCUCGUAUAAACAAAGAUGUUACCACAAAAGUUUAUCCACACCAAAUUAAGUGGUUAUUAAAGCUAUGAAAAAUACACCAAAAGGUUCCAGAAGAU
Molecule: messenger RNA, 1152 nt
Organism: Brassica napus (rape)
Lineage: Eukaryota; Viridiplantae; Streptophyta; Magnoliopsida; Brassicales; Brassicaceae
Product: non-specific lipid transfer protein GPI-anchored 21
Exons: 5
Coding region: 348-956 (202 amino acids)
Source: RefSeq, a predicted model, not a curated record